AUGGAAGAAGCUGCGAAGUUAAUUUGUUCCGGUGGUGGCUAUAAUGGCGAUUUAGCCGCCGAAGGGGAAGAAAAGUGCGCCGCCAUUGCUGCGAUAUCUUCUGCCGUCGCGGAAAUCAACAACGGAGAUAGUUCCGGUGAAGGCGAAGCCGACUAUCACCACCGUGACGACGGCGGCGACUCCGAUUACCUGCCUCGGAAGUUGAGAAAGUAUCGCUCCAUAGCCGCGAUUUAUCAGUCCACCAAACCCUCGGAGAUCGCCAUCAACACCACCGCCAAACGCCGUCAGGGGAAAAACAACGGCAAGAAGGUGGCGAAGAGAACAAUGAAGAAGGCGGCGGCGGAUGAUGAAGAAAUGGAAAACAAGGCGGCGGCGACUGGCGGCGACAGUAAUUUUAUAGAGGUGGAGAGUUUGGAAGAAGCUGUAGAGAUGGAGGAGGCGUGCCCGACAAGAAAGCCCAAGUUUCGAUCGAUCUUUGAGCUCUAUGAGAUCACCCAGCUGCUCCCUGCAACUUCUUGUGAUUCUUAAUUAACUAACAACCUUUAAUUUGUCUAGUUAUUGUUAUGUUUCUUGGGAUUGAAAUUGAUAUUUGAUCGUUGAUUUAGAAGCAUAUACUGAUAAUCUGAUAUACAUACAUCGUAUAUUAAUUAUGUAAU
Ipomoea triloba (trilobed morning glory) is the source of this 656-nucleotide messenger RNA. RefSeq lists its product as uncharacterized. The coding region runs from base 1 to 528 and encodes 175 amino acids. The transcript has 2 exons. Lineage: Eukaryota; Viridiplantae; Streptophyta; Magnoliopsida; Solanales; Convolvulaceae. The record is from RefSeq and is a predicted model, not a curated record.